AUAUUGCUCAUGUCUGGAGGACACACACACUUCAGAGACGUGACAUACUUGAGAUAAAGGGAAGCAGACACCAGCUACAGCAGGAUCCAGGUAUAUCACAGAUAAUUUUCAGAGCCCUACGUGUUUAAUAGCAAAGCAAAUAUAAAGGUCAUUGUCCCUGUCCUGUAGAAGAGUUUACAAUGGAGAUUCCAGCUGUCACAGAGCCCUCCUACAACACAGUUGCCAAGAAUGACUUCAUGUCUGGAUUCUUAUGCUUCAGCAUAAAUGUGAGGGCAUUUGGAAUCACAGUGCUGACUCCCCUGUACUCCCUGGUGUUCAUCAUUGGCGUGAUAGGCCAUGUCUUGGUGGUUCUGGUGCUCAUACAACACAAGAGGCUUCGAAACAUGACCAGCAUCUACCUGUUCAACCUGGCUAUCUCUGAUCUGGUCUUCCUCUCCACAUUACCUUUCUGGGUUGACUAUAUCAUGAAAGGAGACUGGAUUUUUGGUAACGCCAUGUGUAAGUUUGUGUCUGGAUUUUAUUACCUGGGCUUGUAUAGUGACAUGUUUUUCAUCACCCUGCUUACGAUUGAUAGAUACCUAGCUGUUGUCCAUGUCGUGUUUGCCCUGAGAGCCCGGACUGUCACUUUUGGCAUCAUCAGUAGCAUCAUUACCUGGGUCCUGGCUGCCUUGGUUUCUAUUCCUUGUCUCUAUGUUUUCAAAUCCCAGAUGGAGUUCACUUACCAUACCUGCAGAGCAAUUUUGCCCAGGAAGAGCCUGAUACGUUUUUUAAGGUUUCAGGCUCUAACAAUGAACAUCCUUGGGCUAAUUUUGCCUCUGUUGGCCAUGAUUAUCUGCUACACACGGAUCAUCAAUGUUUUACACAGAAGACCCAAUAAGAAGAAGGCCAAAGUCAUGCGCCUGAUUUUUGUUAUUACGCUUCUCUUCUUCCUCCUCUUGGCCCCUUAUUAUCUGGCUGCCUUUGUUUCUGCUUUUGAAGACGUCCUAUUCACCCCUAGUUGUUUGAGAAGCCAACAGGUGGACCUGUCCUUGAUGAUAACUGAAGCACUUGCCUACACCCACUGCUGUGUCAACCCAGUCAUUUAUGUCUUUGUGGGUAAACGGUUCCGGAAGUACCUCUGGCAGUUGUUUCGGAGGCAUACAGCUAUAACCCUGCCACAAUGGCUGCCCUUCCUCUCGGUGGACAGAGCACAGAGGGCCAGUGCCACGCCUCCAUCCACAGUGGAAAUUGAGACCUCUGCCGACUUAUAAUUCAGACCCUGGACGCCAACAAAGGCCUAGAAGAGUGAAAAGACAGUGUGCCUCUCCAAGACAGAUAUGGAGGAUUCAUUGUAAAACAGAAGAAACUUACAGGUAGCUUAGAUAGAAUGUUUGAGGCGAUCUUCUUCCUGUCAGAAAGGGGAUGUAUGACCAAAUUGAUACAUUCCAGAGACUGGGACAAUAGGUUCCAGGGAAGGGCUUAGACCCAACAAGAAGUAGGGUUUGUGCACUGGCACUCCCACUCCCAGUGAUUGUGGAACCAGUUGAGUACACAAUUGAGUACUGAACUUGGAAUUCAAUGGAAUUCACAAAUGCCUCCUCUACCUCUUGAAAGCCCUGUAACUCAAGGUCAAAGUAUUUAAGACAUAUUGAGGCACUGCUUUGUCAUUUGUAGGGAAGGAUAUUCACCUUUCCUGUUUAUAGUCUUCUCCCUAAAGGAUCAAGCAUCUAGGUAUAUAAUAUAAUUAAUAUAAUAUAAUAAUGUACACUACAUAUAUUAUAUUUAUCAUAUUACAUUAACCUCUAUCUCACCUUACUAAUCCUACAGGUUCUAUGUAUCUAAUCUGGAGUAAUAACAUGUAACUGAUUUGUGUUUACUUAGCAGCAGAGUCAAUAUGUGUUGUGUGAAAUUUAAUCUGGAAUAAUUAUAUCAUGCUCGACUGUGGAACUUGGUUUACCUGAUGGUCACAUUUUCAGUGGCUGCCAUCUGCUUACCUUGGGAGACUUUACUGGGUUUGAUAACUCCAUUUACUGAUUUUAUAUCAUGCUGGGAACUUACAGACUUUUGUUUUCUAGUGUAUUAUGCCUCACAAUAAUUUCUCUCCCUGUGAUACCUAUGUAUUCAUUUCUAUGUUGAAUAGAAAGCCUUAAUUGUGGUGUAAUAAAUUUCAUCAACUUUU
Molecule: messenger RNA, 2158 nt
Organism: Mus musculus (house mouse)
Lineage: Eukaryota; Metazoa; Chordata; Mammalia; Rodentia; Muridae
Gene: Ccr1l1
Product: C-C motif chemokine receptor 1 like 1
Exons: 2
Coding region: 180-1250 (356 amino acids)
Biological process (GO): G protein-coupled receptor signaling pathway; chemotaxis; positive regulation of monocyte chemotaxis
Cellular component (GO): plasma membrane; membrane
Molecular function (GO): G protein-coupled receptor activity; C-C chemokine receptor activity; chemokine receptor activity
Source: RefSeq, marked validated